CAAGGGCUCCACAUCCCGCAGUGGAUCACUCGACAAUUGAAGAGCGAUGGCCCGCGCUGCGCUGCCGCCGCUGCAGAUCCCGUCGCCGCACAGCGAGCCGCAUCGGCCGGUCGAAGAGGCCGUGACCUUUGCGACGCCAGGCUAUGCCAUGGCCUACGCGACCUUCUUUGUCUUUGGCGGCACCUGCGUCGCGUCGUGGCAGUGCAUCAUCCUCAGCAUCGACACCUUCAUCGCCAUGUACCCGGAUGGCAUGGUCGGCUUCGUGUUUCCCGUCGUCAACAUGUCGGCGCUGCUGGUCAUCACGCUCUUCAUGCUCAUCGCGGGCCGCCAGCUCCCGCUCGACCAGCGCAUGCGUCGGGCUUUACCUGCAUGCUCCUCUCGUGCGCCGGCCUCCCGCUGCUGCAGUGGACGUCGCUGAGCACGCUUCUGCGGUACGCGGCGACGCUUCUGCUCUUGAUCCUCGCGUCCAUGGCGAGCGCGCUCAUUCAAUCGUCGAGCUACGGCCUCGCGGCUGUCUUUGGCCCGGCGUUCCUCCAAGCCAUUGACGCCGGCAAGGGCACGGGCGCGAUGGUCCUCGUCCUCGCGCGCAUUGCAACCAAGUGGGGCCUCGACGCCGACACGACGGACCUCACGGCGCUCUCGCUCUUCUUUGGCCUCGCGGUCGCCGCGAUCGUUGCCGCGUUUGUCUUGUAUGCCAUGCUCGACCAAAACGUCUACGCCAAGACCAAGCUCGAGACGUACGUGCGUAUCCAGUUCAACACGCCGCUGGCCCUGCCGCUGCCGUCGCCUGUCCGGUCGCCGAUCAAGUCGCCGUCGUUCUUUCCACCGGCCACCGAGUCGACACCGAUGCUCAAGGACGUCGCUGUCGUGGAUGUCGACGACGAACCGAAUUCGCCGUCGGACGAGCCGUCGAUCCUCUCGGUGGUUCGCCGCGCGUGGCGGCCCGUGGGCAUGGCGUUCGCGACCUUUUGCGUCUGCCUCGCCUGCUUCCCGGGGCUCACGAGCUCGGUGGCGUCGACGUCAUCGUGGUUUCCGGUGCUCAUGGUUGGCGCCUACACGGUCGGCGAUCUGAUCGGGAAGAUGCUGCCGCUGCACUGCAUGCUGCUUUCUGUCGAGACGGUGCACUACCCGCUUCUGCUGCAGCUCAGCUUUGUGCCGCUCUUCAUGUACGACGUGCUGCACCCGUACUUGCUCCCGGACGUGGCCACGUACGGCUUGGUCGCGCUCCUUGGGCUCGUCACCGGCUUUGUCGGCACGUCGUCCAUGAUGCUAGCGCCGACCACGUGCCGCGACGUCGAGCAAGAGCUGGCAGGCAUCACGGGCUCGCUUGCGAUCAUCACGGGGCUUUUUACCGGGUCGUAUGUCGGCCUCUUCCUCAACUUUAUCGUGCAGCUGAUGCAAUAGAUGAACGUUGUCAUUGUGCACUGUAUUGUCAUAUAUUCUUUUGUC
This is a messenger RNA of Saprolegnia parasitica CBS 223.65, 1449 nucleotides long. RefSeq lists its product as hypothetical. Gene Ontology annotation, biological process: nucleoside transmembrane transport. The transcript has 3 exons. NCBI's taxonomy places the organism in Eukaryota, Oomycota, Saprolegniomycetes, Saprolegniales, Saprolegniaceae. Gene Ontology annotation, molecular function: nucleoside transmembrane transporter activity. Gene Ontology annotation, cellular component: plasma membrane. The coding region runs from base 370 to 1404 and encodes 344 amino acids. The record is from RefSeq and is a predicted model, not a curated record.